Paramecium sonneborni is the source of this 594-nucleotide messenger RNA. NCBI's taxonomy places the organism in Eukaryota, Ciliophora, Oligohymenophorea, Peniculida, Parameciidae. The record is from the annotation of a GenBank genome assembly.
AUGAAAGAAAUGUCUCUAACUUUCAAGAUAAUUCUUUUAGGGGAUUCAAAUGUUGGAAAGACAAGUAUAUUGAAAAGAUAUUCAGAAAAUACUUUUUCAGAAUAGCAAGCACCAACAAUUGGUUUAGCUUUUUAUAAGAAAGUAGUGGAAAGGAAAAAUAUUAAAAUAACGCUUGAAAUUUGGGAUACAGCUGGAUAAGAGAAAUUCAAAAAGAUUGCUCCGAUAUAUUAUCGAAAUGCUUAAGCAGUCUUAAUAUGUUUUGAUGUAUCAAAAAAGGAUACUUUAGAAGGGGCUAAGAAAUGGUUAGAAGAAAUAGAUAAAUAUUUGAAUUCAGAUUGUAUUAAAUUUUUAGUUGGAAAUAAAUAAGAUUAAGGUGAAUUUGAGGUAGAUUAAACAUUUUUAGAGAAUAAUCACAUGAAAUAUAUUCAAACAUCAGCAAAGACUGGAUAUAAUGUAGAUAAAUUAUUUAGAAGAGUAGCUAGAACUUUAGCAAAGACUAAAAUAAAGAAGAUGGAAAGUCUUGACUAAAAGACAAUUAUUACUCUUUAAGUCUAAGGGCCAGAAGAAAAAUAAAAAAAAUCUCUAUGUUGUUGA